Molecule: messenger RNA, 1915 nt
Organism: Zalophus californianus (California sea lion)
Lineage: Eukaryota; Metazoa; Chordata; Mammalia; Carnivora; Otariidae
Gene: MMP1
Product: matrix metallopeptidase 1
Exons: 10
Coding region: 79-1479 (466 amino acids)
Biological process (GO): proteolysis; extracellular matrix organization; collagen catabolic process
Cellular component (GO): extracellular matrix
Molecular function (GO): metalloendopeptidase activity; zinc ion binding
Source: RefSeq, a predicted model, not a curated record
AGAUUUCCUAGCUGAUGCACUGGGGUGGCCGGUGGGGAGCGUCCGGGUCCCUCAGCAGAGAAGGAAAGCGAAGCCAGCAUGCCCAGCCUUCCUGUUCUGCUAGUGCUGGUCUGGGUCGUGGGGUCCCACGGCUUCCCUGCAGCGACCGCAGGAACGCGAGAGCAGGACGUGGAGAUGGUCCAGAAAUACCUGGAAAACUAUUACAACCUGAAGAGUGAUGGGAAGCAAAUCGUAAGGCAGAGGAAGAGCAGUUUGAUGACUGAGAAGCUGAAGGAAAUGCAGGAAUUCUUUGGGCUGAAGGUGACCGGGAAGAUAGAUGCUGACACCCUGAAUCUGAUGAGGCAGCCCAGAUGUGGGGUGCCCGACGUGGCUCAGUACGUCCUCACUGAUAGGACCCUCCGAUGGGAGCACACACACCUGACCUACAGGAUUGAAAAUUACACACCAGAUUUGCCAAGAGCAGACGUGGACAGUGCCAUUGAGCAAGCCUUUCAACUCUGGAGUAAUGUCUCGCCCCUGACCUUCACCAAGGUCUUACGGGGGCAAGCGGACAUUAUGAUAUCCUUUGUCAGGGGAGAUCACUACGACAAUUCUCCCUUUGAUGGACCCGACAGAAACCUCGCUCAUGCUUUCCCACCAGGCCCAAAUCUUGGAGGGGAUGCUCAUUUUGAUGAAGAUGAAACAUGGACCAACAAUUACAGAAAUUACAACCUGUAUCGUGUGGCGGCUCAUGAGUUGGGUCAUUCCCUUGGACUUUCUCAUUCUACUGAUAUUGGGGCUCUGAUGUACCCCAACUACAUGUACGAUGGUCAUGUCCAACUAUCCCAGGAUGACAUCAAUGCCAUCCAGGCCAUAUAUGGACCUUCCCCAAAUCCUGUCCAGCCAACAGGCCCCCAAACACCACAAGUGUGUGAUAGUAAAUUAAUCUUUGAUUCUAUCACUACAUUUCGGGGAGAAGUGAUGUUCUUUAAAGAUAGGUUCUACAUGCGCCCAAAUCCCUUCUACCCAGAAGUUGAGCUCAAUUUCAUUUCUACUUUCUGGCCAAACCUGCCAAGUGGACUUCAGGCUGCUUAUGAAUUUGCUGAGAGAGACGAAGUCCGGUUUUUCAAAGGUGACAAGUACUGGGCUGUUCAGGGGCAGGAAAUGCUGUACGGAUACCCCAAGGACAUCUACAGAUCCUUUGGCUUCCCUGAAACUGUGAAGAACAUUGAUGCUGCAGUUUCUGAUGAGGAAACUGGGAAAACAUACUUCUUUGUUGCUAACAAGUACUGGAGGUAUGAUGAAUAUAAACAAUCCAUGGAUGCAGGUUAUCCCAGAAUGAUAGCAGCUGACUUUCCUGGGAUUGGCCAUAAAGUUGAUGCUGCUUUCCAGAAAUAUGGAUUUUUCUAUAUCAUUCAUGGAACAAUGCAAUACAAAUUUGAUCUUCAAACUAAGAGAAUUCUGAGUAUUGACAGAGCUAAUAGCUGGUUCAGCUGCUGAAGGAAUUGACAACUGUUGCAACAGAAAAAUACAUUUCAAGAGCCCAAGGACAGUGUCUUCCUGAAGAGCCAUUUGUUUAAAUAAAAUACAGGGCUCUCAAGUGUCACCAUACUUAUACCUCAUUCCGCACCUAUUUUUUGUGCUUGAGAAUGCAAUGUGUUAUAUAUUGUUGUAAUUUAGUUCCACAGCUGAGGGCUAAGAAAGGUCAGGCUCAUGGCUUGUGGAUUCAAAUGGGCCAGUUUUGCAAGGAAAAAAAGCUUUUCCAAAGUAUGAGACCCUGACGUUGAUCCUGGAGUGCAGCUCUUCAAGAGAGGAGACCAGAGAUCCGAGCCUUCACCAAAGCAAAAACAGUUCACAAACAUAUAAGCAGCCACUAGACCGUCCUAAUAUGCAAGGAACAACUUUUAUUACAGAAAAUAAAGUGCUGGUGUUUCAA